Messenger RNA from Sphenostylis stenocarpa, 420 nucleotides. The record is from the annotation of a GenBank genome assembly. NCBI's taxonomy places the organism in Eukaryota, Viridiplantae, Streptophyta, Magnoliopsida, Fabales, Fabaceae.
AUGGUUGAUAAGAAGGAUUCAAUGAGGAGCAAGUCCAGAAAAAAUGUAAAUCUGCAUGUGUGGACCCUUGUACUUGCCAUCUCUCACAUCAACAUGAAUGAACUAGGAUGCUUCCAUCCAUCAAAUAAAUAUCCAAGUACUUGGAUGGCAACAAUCUCUGAACCAUUUCCACAAGAUCUGCCUUUUACCUAUAAAGAAAUUCCAAUCCCCACCCACAAGUUCGAUAAGGAAAUUGAAUCUGCAAUAAAUCAAGCAGCAGUAGCAGCAGCAGAAAAUCUUGUGCAGUAUCAUCAGAAAGUUGACCAUAUUUUACACAUGGGAAACCUGGCACACAAUUUCACACAACCUGAAAAGCUCAUCCAAAAAAUGCAAUACACAAACAAGGAGAAAGUCUUGAAAAAACUAAAUAACAACUUAUGA